AUGCAGGUGCAUUCUGAUGACUUCAUUACCGAUUAUUCGAGCAAUCUUGGUGACCAGGGGCAACUACUGAACGAGCCGAAAUUCGCGAUUGUCUUAGUCGCUUUCGCUUAUCCGAAUGAAGCUGCACGCCUCUUCGGAUUUGUGGUCCCGCCCAUACGUUCUGUGGACACUGAUCACUUCUUGGACGUUGGUCAGUUUUUGUUUGUAGCGCUGUGGGAUGAGGUUGCGACUUUCAGUAUUCAUAGCUGUGGCAUUUUUGCUAGCCGUUACUUAUUCCAUAUGUUCAUCCGCCGGCAUAUUGGUAAAUUGGCAGAAUUUGACCUCGCACAUCGAUAUCUGCUUUUGGGUAGGGUGGAUUUGACCUCACAUCUGGAUGCCUGUAUAUUUCCUCACCUUUUCUCUUCUGUUCCUGAUGUGUUAUUUAUCCACCGUAUUGUCGUUUGCAUUGCAUUCCUGGAUAUCGAUGAUCGCAGUAGAUGCCAGGAUUCAACGAAGCAACUUGUCAUUUUUUGUAUGAGCUGA
Gongylonema pulchrum is the source of this 522-nucleotide messenger RNA. NCBI's taxonomy places the organism in Eukaryota, Metazoa, Nematoda, Chromadorea, Rhabditida, Gongylonematidae. The record is from the annotation of a GenBank genome assembly.